CCAUGAAUAUGAUGGCGACACCCACAUUAGCUUGUUUGGCAAGCAAGAAUUCGAUAGAAAGGUAAAAUCCUGUCCCCCACAACUCGGCUUCCACUGAUUUCAGACCACACAACCCAAAAGAAAGAAAAAAGAAAAAACCCCUUUUUCUCCUCCAUUCCACAUCUCCAUCUACCAACACCAACAAAUCAAAACCUCUCUCACAGAAACUCAACAAUGGAGAAAACAGAGAUGGAAGUGAUGAAGGGCGUAGACCUGAAAAGGUACAUGGGUCGGUGGUACGAAAUAGCCUCAUUUCCCUCCAGGUUCCAGCCCAGAAAUGGCGCAAACACAAGGGCCACCUACACGCUGAGAGACGAUCGGACGGUGGAUGUCCUAAACGAGACCUGGUCCGACGGCAAGAGGGCUUUCAUUCAGGGCACUGCCCUUAAGGCUGACCCUGACAGUGAUGAAGCCAAGCUCAAAGUUAAAUUCUAUGUUCCUCCCUUUCUGCCCAUCAUUCCUGUUGUUGGAGAUUACUGGGUUUUACAUCUUGAUGAUGAUUACCAGUAUGCUCUCAUUGGCCAGCCCAGCAGAAGUUACCUCUGGAUAUUGUGCAGGCAGACCCAUUUGGAUGAUGAGAUAUAUAAUCAACUGGUGGAGAAAGCUAAGGAACAAGGCUAUGAUGUGAGCAAGCUUCGCAGGACAACACACACUGAACCUCCACCAGGGGGAGAUGAAUGUCCUGAAGAUACUAAAGGGAUAUGGUGGAUCAAAUCUGUGUUUGGGAAAUGAUCUAGGUUUGGAGAAGAAAGUUGAUAAAUUUCACCACUUUUUUUGUGUUCAGUGAAGAUUUUUGUGCUGGGUGUGGUAGAACUCUUGAAAUGAAUCCUUUCUUCUUCUGUCUGUAUAGUCAGUCUCUUUCAGAUAUUGUGUUUGCUGAAUAGUUUGAAUGAAGCUGCAUUUAAUUUA
This is a messenger RNA of Momordica charantia (bitter melon), 948 nucleotides long. Its product is annotated as temperature-induced lipocalin-1. Gene Ontology annotation, biological process: response to reactive oxygen species; lipid metabolic process. The record is from RefSeq and is a predicted model, not a curated record. Gene Ontology annotation, cellular component: cytoplasm. Lineage: Eukaryota; Viridiplantae; Streptophyta; Magnoliopsida; Cucurbitales; Cucurbitaceae.